Molecule: messenger RNA, 744 nt
Organism: Brugia malayi
Lineage: Eukaryota; Metazoa; Nematoda; Chromadorea; Rhabditida; Onchocercidae
Exons: 2
Coding region: 1-744 (247 amino acids)
Source: RefSeq, a predicted model, not a curated record
AUGCAAAUGAACAUUGCUAGCGAGGAAGAUGGAGAUAGCAAAGGCGGAAAUGCUACUUUAUCAUUUGAUUUACCGCCCAAAAUACGUCAAAAAUCAUAUAGCUUUAUUGGUAGUAAACAUGAUGCUAUAUUUAAGACAAAUAUUAGUAAAAAUGCAGAACAUCCUAAACUUAUCAAAAUCAAUUCAUUUGAAAAGAUUUCUACCUUAACUGAUUUACAUAAUCAUUCUAAGACACGCUCAUUGCUUCGAGAUUUCCGGAAAUUAUUCAUGAAAAAUAAAAGUUCAAUAGAUGAUACUGUUAUUACCGAUACUACUACUGCUACUGCUACCACUACUGUUGCUGCUACUACUAAUACUGUAGAUAGUAAAGAAAUGGAGAAUGAAAUGAUUGAUUUAAAUGAUUCGAUCAUCCAAUUAAGGAAAAAAUCCCUUUCUUGGUCAAAUUAUGAAGCACAAAAAAUUUUUCGAAAAUGUCGCAAAUUUGCGGAGCCAAAAUCUGCUAGUAAACGUAUUUAUUCAUCAAUUCUUGCAUUACGAAGUAAUCAAAAUAUGAAUCAGACUGUUACCAAAAAUAUGGAAAAUACGGAAUGUACUGUAUAUGCAAAGGAAUUCUCGAUGGGAAUAUCAACAAAGCAGUGGCAAUCAAAUCAAUGUAAUAAUAAUUUUUACAAAACAGCGGAACUGGAACAAAUGAAAAAUGUGGAAAAGCAAAACAAUGAAACAAAUGGUAAUAAUUCCGUAUGA